AUCCCUUCUUCCUCUUUUCUUUUCGAAUCCCACCACCGUCUCCGUCCCGCCUCUUUCGAUCUCCUAUUGAGCGCAGAUACUUCUUUCUGUUCCUUUCUUGACGCGUAAAUUGUAGCAUCAAUUCCAUUCUUAUUUUAUCUUCAUCAUCUCCUUUGUUGUCCUUCGUUGCUUGGGUCUUUUUGCGGUUGCUGGUUAGAAGAGAGCGACUCGCGGGGGAUGAUGGGGAGAAAAAGCAUGAGCAGAGCGUCGCCGUUGCUCCUCCUGCUGUUGGGAUCGGGGUUGUUCUUCGCGGCCUACAACCUGCUCGCGAUGGUCCACCACCACCAGCGGCGCGAAUCGGGGAGGGAGCUGCCGCGCGACGAUCAGGUCACUUGGAUGCCCCACGAGGUGAAGGGAUCGAGCGGGCCGAGGAGGCCGUUUCACGUCGCUGUCACGGCGACCGAGACGACCUACAGCAGGUGGCAGUGCCGGAUAAUGUAUUACUGGUACAAGAGGGUGAAGGACGGGGAGGGGUCAGAGAUGGGAGGGUUCACCAGAGUGCUGCACUCUGGGAGGCCUGAUAGCUUGAUGGACGAGAUCCCGACCUUUGUGGUGGAUCCCCUCCCUGCCAACAUCGAUCGGGGGUACGUUGUCCUAAACAGACCUUGGGCCUUUGUGCAAUGGCUAGAGAAAGCAACUAUCGAGGAGGAGUAUAUAUUGAUGGCUGAACCAGAUCACAUAUUUGUGAAACCUUUACCAAACUUGGCUCGUGACGAGUAUCCUGCCGGCUUUCCAUUCUUCUAUAUGAGCCCUGAUGAACAUGCACAGACAGUAAGGAAGUAUUUUCCAGAAGAGAAUGGUCCUGUGACUAAAAUUGACUCCAUAGGCAAUUCCCCUGUGAUAAUUAAAAAGUCCAUGCUAGAGAUGAUUGCUCCUACUUGGAUGAAUGUCUCUUUGAAUAUGAAAGCGGAUCCAGAGACCGAUAAAACAUUUGGAUGGAUUUUGGAUAUGUAUGCUUAUGCAAUUGCAAGUGCAUUGCACGGCGUUCAACAUAUCCUUUGUAAAGAUUUUAUGAUACAGCCGCCUCUUGAUGAAAAGUUGGGAAACACAUAUAUUAUCCAUUUCACUUAUGGAUGUGAUUAUUCAUCAAAGGGUGAACUGACUUAUGGGAAAAUUGGGGAUUGGAGAUUUGACAAAAAAUCCUAUACCAGUGGUCUGCCACCAAGGAAUCUGUCCUUACCUCCUCCAGGUGUUCCUGAAACUGUGGUGAAACUGGUAAAGAUGAUAAACGAGGCUACAGCCAACAUCCGUGGGUGGGAUGACGAAAGAAAUUACCUCUAGGCGUUAACAACAAGUAGAUAUAGAAUAGUUACAUAAAUAUGAGAUCACAUGUAAUGCAAGUUUUGUUAGCAAAGCAUGACAAGAGAAGAUGAACUAGUUUUUAAGGGUCUCAAAUAAGGAAUUCAGUGCUUGAUGUCCAUUCUUUGACUGAU
This is a messenger RNA of Musa acuminata AAA Group (dessert banana), 1472 nucleotides long. Its product is annotated as hydroxyproline O-arabinosyltransferase PLENTY-like. Gene Ontology annotation, molecular function: glycosyltransferase activity. Bases 217 to 1320 code for a protein of 367 amino acids. The record is from RefSeq and is a predicted model, not a curated record. The transcript has 8 exons. Lineage: Eukaryota; Viridiplantae; Streptophyta; Magnoliopsida; Zingiberales; Musaceae.